AUGUAGAAUUAUACUUAAGCAAAUCAAUUAAAAAGUUUUAGGUUCACUUAACAUUAACUCAAUCAGAUAUUAAAAUAAUAUUAGACCUAUGGAUUUACAUAAUCAUAGAUAUUAUAAGCUUGGCAAAAAUGCAAUUAAGAUUAGUAUCUAUUUCAUGAUGUACUAAUCUAAUAAGUGUACAAACUAUCUAAUUUAGAAAUGCCAAAGGUACUGUGAGCAAAGAUCUAUUAUAAUCACAACUUAAUCUCAAAACUUAAACUGAUCAAAAAUAAAUACGGAACUCCAUAUUUAUUCAAACAGUAGACGAUCUAUAGUAUUCUAUUUUCUAAUAUUAUAUAGGAAAUGUGAUCUAAUAACAUUGUAAGAGUAAUAUAGAACUUAUGUAAUCAAUUCACCAAAUUGGAAGCCUACAGGAUUGAUUAAUUUAGGCAAUAGUAAAAUAUCAUUCAUAUUAUAAGCUUGUUAUAUUAAUAUAAUGCUUCAAUAUAUGUUCAAUAUUACUUCAUUUAGACAACUCAUUUUUAAUAUAUAAUUGCCAACAGAUAAGACUAAUGGAUAAAAGGUUAUAUAAAAAUUAAAAGAGCUAUUUGCUUUAAUGCAAUCAGGCAAUAGAAAUUAUAUUAAUCCUUGUGAAUUAAUUACAUCUCUUUAAGAAUAUAAACCAAGUAAUUCUGUAACUUAUUAUUCUUCUAGAUAUUUUGACUAUUAAAGGUGAAUAAAAUGAUUAUAAUGAAUUAUAACUGAUGUUUUUAGAUGUAAUAGAAAAUUCUUUAUUGGAUCUAAACAAUGAUCAAGUAAUUUAAGAAUUUAAAUCUAUAUUUUAUGGUUAAUCAGAAGAAAACAUAAUUGUUAAUAAUAAAGUUAUCAAAACUACUCCAACUUAAUAUAGCUCUAUUACUAUAGAAGCAAAUGAAGAAAAUCUAUUAAAAGCAUUUACAUCAUCUAGAAUUCUAUUUAUAGAUGACUAUGAAAUUUCAGAAAAGGUUUUUACCAAAGCUUUAAUUCAUUAGAACAUUAAAACAGUACCAAAGAUUUUAUAGUUUUAUAUAAAUAGAGUACUUUAUGAUUCUAAUUAAAAUCAACUUAUUAAAAAUAAUAAAGUUUUUACAUUUCCCUCAGUAAUUAUAUAUCUAUAUUAUUUAGACUAUUGAUGUUAGUUAAUUCAUAUAAGAUGAUUCAAUUAAUUAAUCUAAAGAAAUGUAAGAGUUACUAAAAAAAGAAUAAGAAAUCUUAUAAAAAUUGGAAUAAUGUGGAGAUCAUUAAUCAGAGAUAUAAUUUGAAAAUUUAAUCAAACUAUUUACAAAAUAGCCAAAUGAAUAAUUUAUCAUUGAUCCAUAACCAAAUCUUUAAAGUCAUAUUGAAAUGGCUAAAUAAUUGUCUUUAUAUUAAGAAGCUUUUAAAGAUAAAAAAUAAUAAUUAUAAAUGGAAUUUAUAAAAAUAGAAGAAUAAAAAAAACGAGUAAUAGAAGCAAAGAAAACUAUCUAUUAAUUAACAGCUCUAUUAAUUCAUUCUGGUACUGCUGUAAGUGGUCAUUAUUAUUGUUUUAUUUUUGAUGGAAAAUAUUGGUGGAAGUUUAAUGAUAGAGUUGUUACAUAAGUAGAAUUUCCAGUAGUAUUUGCUGAAGCUUAAGGAAAAACUAAUAAAAACACUAAUGUAUCUGGUUUAAUCUAUGAACAUUGUGAAUAAAUAAAUUAAAAUAAAUUGAUUCCAUUAGGUAAUGAAUUAGAGAAAUUUAUUGAACAGAAAAAUUAAGAAAUUUUAAUGCUUAUUGAUAAAUAAAAAAUAUUAUAGAUAAAAUCUCGAAUAUUAUAAAGAGCUGCAGAACAUAAAAUAAUUUAUCCAAAAAGUUAAAUAAGCAAAGCUUUAAUUAAAUAUUAAUAUUUUGAAGAAUUUCUAUAAGGAAAUCCAAAUAGACAUUAUUUUAUUAGAUAUACUAUUUUAGAUGUAUUUAAUUUAUAAAUUAUUUAUAGGAAGAAUUAAAAUUAUUAAAUCCAACUUUAAAAUAUCCUUAACAAAUCAAUGAAUAUAAAAAAUACUUUAUUUCUAAUUCAGGAAUAUUUCCAUAAAAUUUUGAUUAGAUGUUCUCAUAAGAUUAUUCAAAAUACCUAUUCAUAAAUAAUAUAAUUUCUAAUUUUUAAGUUCCUACAUUAAUAACAUCAAUUAAUUUUCAAUAAGUUAUCACUCAAUUUCAAAAAUAUUGUUUAUAAUUGAAAAACUUAGAUAAUUCUGCUUUUGAAUAUUUGACUAUUCUUUUUUAAGCAAUAUUAUUAUAAGGAUGUUUCUUAUGUGAAUUAUUGAUUCAAAAAAAUAAAUUAUAAGAAGGAAAAUAAUUAACAUAAUUUAUAUUUGAAACUAUAAAAUCUAGGUAAUGAAUAAUAAAAUAAUUAAUUUAUAGUUAAUUUAUUUAAGCAAUCAUUACUUAAUAACUUAGAGAAAAUAUGAAGAGUAUAAUAGAUGAAUUAGAGGAAUUGAGUAAGAAACAAAAUUUACAAUAAAAAACUAUUGUUACUUAACCUAGUAUUCUAGUUCCUGAUUCAAUUCUUUAGAUGAAUUAAAACAAAAUAAAAGAUCUUUCAGAUGUAAUUCAGAGAUUUGAUGAAUUAGAAUAAAAUACAUAAGUAAAACUAUUAAUAAUAUUUUUAUUAGUUAUGGAUUGGUUUUGUUAAUAAAAUAUUAAAAUCAAGUGAAAUCAUUCCUUAAAAAGUUCGAUUAGAAUAAGAAAUGCCACUAUAUUUUGACAAAAAACUAUAUUGA
This is a messenger RNA of Paramecium pentaurelia, 2754 nucleotides long. NCBI's taxonomy places the organism in Eukaryota, Ciliophora, Oligohymenophorea, Peniculida, Parameciidae. The record is from the annotation of a GenBank genome assembly.